AUGUCUACGAAGACCUCGGACUCGGCUCCCUCCUCCCAGGCAGAUCUUGAAGUCGGAAAAGAUGAAUCGGAUCAAUUGCCAAUCUACCGCCAUGACGGACGCCGCCUCGGAGUUGCUUUCGACGACAUUACAGUGGAAGGACAUGCAGGAAGUCAAAGGACGGUCAUGGACUUGCCGGAAAUCUUGAUACAAAUCCUCCGAGCUCCCCUUGAUAUGGUCGACCAAGCGAUUCGAAAAAGAACAAAGCCUCGACGCAAUCUUGUCCAAGGAGUUUCAGGGGUGGCCCUUCCUGGCGAGACUAUGCUCGUCCUUGGGCGACCUGGUUCGGGGUGCACCACCGUGCUCAAGGUCAUUGCAAACAACCGAGAAUCAUUCGAGGGAGUCACCGGGGAUGUCAACUAUGGCGGGAUUGGUGCACAAGAGAUGAAAGACGAACUUAAAUCUGAAGUUGUCUACAGCUCUGAGGACGACGUGCAUUUUCCAACCCUCCCUGUCCAAGACACACUCGACUUCGGUCUGAGCCUCCGAAAGCCUGCCAAUAGCUCGAAGAAGGAUUCUCAAUUCUCACUGGAGUUGAGUGACAAGCUCCUGAAUGCCUUGGGAAUCGCUCACACCAAGGGCACCAUUGUGGGUGAUUCUUUCACCCGAGGUGUGUCGGGUGGCGAGCGUCGCCGAGUCUCUCUUGCUGAAGCGAUGUCCGUGAAUUCUACCCUCGUCAGCUGGGACAAUCCAAUCCGUGGUCUUGAUAGCUCUUCCGCUCUAGACUUCCUACGAUUGCUCAAGCGCAUGUCUCGAGCAUCGGGAAUGACCAACGUGGUAACACUUUACCAAGCAUCGGAGAGUAUGUACCGGGAGUGCUUUGAUCGCACUAUUGUGAUGUAUGAAGGAAGGAUGAUCUUCAGCGGAAAGGUGGGAGAUGCAAAGCGAUACUUUGAAGACCUGGGCUUCUAUUGCUCAGACCGACAGACCACUCCUGACUUCCUCACGUCCGUCACCUCCCCCGAAGAACGAACGAUUCGCGAGGACUACCAUGGACCCUUGUACCUGGAUCCAGAUUCACUUGCCACCGCUUAUCUUCAGAGUCCUCAUUAUGCACUGCUUCAGAAGGAACUAUCCGAGUAUUCCUACGCCGCGAAGGAAAGCCCCAGUAUCCAAGAGGAAUUUCGCACCGAGGUGGCUCGAAUCCGGUCCCCAAUGGCUUUGAAGCAUGCAGUUGAGCCUGCCCCAAUGUUCAAGCAGAUCUUCGUGGGGACAAAACGAUACUACCGAUUGUUUUGGGGUGAUAUCUCAACUUUCAUCAUAAUCUUGGCGCUUUGCUGCACCAACGCCGUGAUCGCAGGCUCCGGCUUCUAUGCAGCUCCCAAAACAGCCUCCGGUUCAUUCGAGAGGAGUGGUGCCUUGUUCUUUACUGUGGCAUAUUUUUGCCUGAAUGCAUUGACUGAAGUGGUGAAGACCGUCAACGCUCGCGCGGUCUUACUCAAACAGCAUAACAUGGGAUUUAUCAACCCUGCUGCAUAUUCCAUCAUCCAGACCAUCGCAGACAUGCCAUCAGUCCUGAUCCAAGCUUUGGUUUUUUCUUGUUGCUACUACUUCGUGAUUGGACUUGGCCAUAGUGCUUCGCAAUUUUUCAUUUACGUUUUGAUUACCUUUGUUCACUUCUCCGCUAUAUCAACCAUGUUCCGAAUGCUGGGCGCAUGGGCGCCGAGUCUAAACAUUUCCUAUCUGCUGGCUGGUUGCGCACUCCCAUUUGCCUGUCUGUACUCUGGCUACGCGCCCCCGGUUCCGACAAUGCAUCGCUGGGGCUCUUGGAUUCGUCGCAUCUCGCCAACUCCAUACGCAAUGGAAGCACUGAUUGGCAAUGAGUUCUACAAUAUUCAACUACACUGCACUGAGUCACAGUUGAUUCCCUCCGGGCCCGGUUACAGCGACAUCAACCAUCAAGCAUGUCCCAUGCAAGGCUCACAUCCUGGUUCGGCGAAUGUGAACGGCGCCGAAUAUGCCCUUGGCAUGUAUGGUUACACUCGUGAUCACCUCUGGCGAAACUUUGGAAUCAUCCUUGCCAUGUGGUUUAUCUACACGGUCCUUGGUGCAGUUGGUCUCACGGUAAUGACCAAGGAUAGUGGCAGUGCGACUGGUCCCGUAUACAAGCGCAAUGCUGUCAUUGCCCAGAAACAGACACCAUCCGAGAAAAAUGAACCGAAGGUAGCGAAGGAAACUCAGGCACUCGAAAGCAGCCCCAAUAAUCUGGCUUUAGACUCGAUAGAGGCCACAAGCAAGGAGGCCCCGAUGCCCCAUCAGGACCGAGCCUCCUUCACCUUCGACAAACUCAGCUAUUUUGUCAACACCAGCAACGGAGAGAGACAGCUCCUCAAUGAGGUUUCGGGGUACGUCAAGCCAGGACAGUUGACUGCGUUGAUGGGUGCUUCUGGUGCAGGUAAAACAACGUUGUUGGACAAUCUAUCCCGGCGAAAGGAUGACGGACGCAUGACUGGUGACAUUUUGUUGGGAGGGGCUCAUCUGAGUUCCUCUUUCUCUCGCUCAUGCGGAUUCUGCAUGCAACAGGAUAUUCACGAACCGACUACGACAGUACGCGAGGCACUUCAAUUCAGCGCUCUGAUGCGCCAAUCGGGUCGCGUGCCUCGGGAAGAGAAACUCGCAUACGUUGAACACAUCAUUUCUCUCCUGGAGCUGGAGAAGAUUGCCGACGCACUUGUUGGAAGUACUGGGGAUGGUCAGCUCAAUGUGGAGGAACGGAAAAGAGUGACAAUUGGGGUCGAGUUGGCUGCAAAGCCCUCUGCGCUGCUCUUCCUUGAUGAGCCUACAUCGGGACUUGACAGUCAAGCAGCAUUCUCGAUUGUCUCUUUCCUUCGCAAGAUUGCCGCCGAAGGCGUGCCGAUUGUUUGCACCAUCCAUCAGCCAUCCGGAGUCCUAUUUGAAAUGUUUGAUCACGUCUUGCUGCUUGCACCCGGAGGACACACUGUGUAUUUUGGAGAAACCGGCACAAACGCAUCGACGGUUGCGCAGUACUUUGGAAAGAAUGGUGCGGUGAUGGGGGUAGAGGAAAACCCGGCCGAAUUCAUCAUCUCUGCAGUCAACGAUAAGGGACCGAACAGCAGAAACUGGGCAGAUGUCUGGAACCAGUCGUCAGAGAAACAGACCCUCCAAGCCAAAAUCCAGGCACUGAACUCCGCCCCCUUCGCUCCGGCCACAGAAUCCGACACCGAGGACCAAAAUGGCGAGUAUGCACUCUCUCUCCCUGCGCAGAUUGCUAUUGUCACCCACCGUCACUGGAGGGCUGUCUGGCGCAACGGACAGUACAACUUCAGCCGUCUCUUCAAGUGCAUCUUCUUCGAGAUGUUUGUGUCUUUCACAUUCUUCCACAUCACAAACAGCAGCGUUGGACUUCAGAACUACAUGCUCGGUAUUCUACUGUCGAGUUGGGCCAUUCCAAUUAUUGCUGCCGACGUGCAUGCUGUCUGGUAUGAGAAAUGGUCGAUUUUCGAGGCUCGCGAGCGAAACGGAAUCUACGACUACAAGGCACUGCUCUCUGCUUUGAUUAUUGUGGAGAUCCCCUGCAUGAUCUUCCUCUUCUCUAUGAACUUCAUCGUCUCAUACUGGACUUUCGGAUUUUCCAGCACUGCGUCCAUUGCUGGCUUCAUAUAUUUCAUGCACAUUCUUAUCGGUGUAUUCGGUCUCGGUGUCAUGUAUCUCAUGGCUUCUUUAUUCCCCAACGGAAUUAUGGCCGGUUACGCCAUGUCCCUGUUCUGGGUGACAUUGCUCAUGUUUUCUGGUGCCGCUAAUCCGCGUAGCGCACUGAACUCUUUCUACCACACUUGGCUAUAUUGGGCAGAUCCUUUGACUUACUACUUUGAGUCCUCCGUCGCCACUGUUCUCCAUGGGGUUGAGGUCCAAUGCACCCCCGACGAGCUGGCCGUCUUUGAUCCGCCAUCCGGACAGACCUGCCAGAAAUAUUUGGCACGGUACCUUGAUACGAGCUCGGGCUACUUGGUAAACCCAAGUGCCACUCAAAAUUGCCAAACAUGUCCGUAUACGGUAGGAGACGACUUUGCAGAGGGGUUAGGUUUCAUUUAUGCUAAUCGCUGGCGGGACUGGGCUGUGUUCUUGGGCUUCUGCUUGACGAACUUCUUAUUGUGCUUCGUUGUUACAUGGCUCUUCAGAGUGAAACUCCGCCAGUGGAAGAAAUAG
Penicillium olsonii is the source of this 4206-nucleotide messenger RNA. Lineage: Eukaryota; Fungi; Ascomycota; Eurotiomycetes; Eurotiales; Aspergillaceae. The record is from the annotation of a GenBank genome assembly.